Danaus plexippus (monarch butterfly) is the source of this 1885-nucleotide messenger RNA. RefSeq names its product gustatory and odorant receptor 22-like. The transcript has 9 exons. Gene Ontology annotation, cellular component: membrane. The record is from RefSeq and is a predicted model, not a curated record. Lineage: Eukaryota; Metazoa; Arthropoda; Insecta; Lepidoptera; Nymphalidae. The coding region runs from base 475 to 1662 and encodes 395 amino acids. Gene Ontology annotation, biological process: sensory perception of taste.
UUUUGGGUUGUCGUUUUCUUGAAAAAAUUAUCCGAUUCGAAUUAAAUUGAAUACAUCAUGUCUUCUAUAUAUUUAUUUUAUUCGUACUAUACUUAUAGUUUUCGACCUCAUAGUUUCUGUAUAGCAAGUUCUACAUUUAGAACAAAAUAUUGAACUGUGUAACAGAAAAUCGUUUUAGUUCUAUAAAUAAUUGUAUUGACGUAAAAUUGGCAAAGAUCUUCUCGUUUCCAGGCACAAAACAUUUCAAGAACACCUCAAUACACCUCCUUCCGGACUACAUAUCCUGACUAUAUGUAUACAAAUGCCAAAAGUUCCUAUAAAAUAAACGUUAAUUCAGAACAGCUGAGGCUUAUAUGUUUUUUAUGUAUUUAUGUGAUGAUUGAUAGAAUUCUUUUUCUGGCCGAAUUAAGUGUGAAAUGUCGGCUGGUCGGAUCAUACGAGGAGAUUGAGCUAUUAAAUGUUAAUACACACUAAAUGGUCGAGCGUGAUCAACGUAACCUGCUGUCAUCCCAGGAUGGUGACACUUGUGAGAUACACGACCAGUUUUACAGAGACCACAAAUUACUUCUGGUGUUGUUCAGAGCACUAGCGGUUAUGCCGAUCACACGAUCAAGACCUGGCACGAUUACAUUUAGCUGGAAGUCUCGAGCGACGACGUACGCCAUCUUUUUCUACAUCGUCACCACAAUCAUUGUCCUGGUCGUCGGUUAUGAACGUCUUAUGAUACUGCGUUCAAUUAAAAAGUUUGAUGAUUACAUAUAUUCCGUGCUAUUUGUCGCUUUCCUUGUCCCGCACUUUUGGAUCCCUUUCGUCGGAUGGGGCGUCGCGCAUCAAGUCGCAAUAUAUAAAACGAAUUGGGGAAAGUUUCAAGUGAGAUAUUAUCGGGUGACUGGUGAAAAUCUCAAAUUUCCGAAUCUUAAGACGUCUAUCGUCAUAAUAAGUGUAGGAUGUCUGUUACUCGCUGUCUGCUUUCUUCUCAGUCUGUGCGCAUUGUUGGAUGGUUUUCUUCUGCGUCACACGACAGCGUAUUAUCAUAUCAUUACUAUGAUUAAUAUGAAUUGCGCGUUGUGGUAUAUAAACUGCAAGGGGAUUAAAAUUGCAUCACAGAGUCUCUCCAAUUGCUUUAGCAGGGAUGUGUCCAUAGAAUGUACGGCCAGUUUGAUAUCGAGCUAUCGUUUCCUUUGGCUAAAUUUGUCAGAAUUGUUACAAUCAUUAGGAAACGCUUACGCCAGAACAUAUUCGACAUAUUGCCUUUUCAUGUUUUUCAACAUUACUAUUGCUGUUUAUGGCGCGUUGUCAGAAAUUGUGGAUCAUGGUUUUCGGUUUAGUUUCAAGGAGAUGGGCUUGAUCGUUGAUGCGGCUUAUUGUUCAACGUUGCUUUUCAUUUUCGCUGAUUGCUCCCACAAGUCCACGCUGAAGGUCGCAGCUGGUGUCCAAGACUGUCUUCUAUCCAUCGAUGUGUUGUCUGUUGAUAGACCGACACAAAAAGAGAUAGACCACUUCAUUCAAGCUAUAGAAAUGAACCCAGCUGUGGUGAGCUUGAAGGGAUACGCUCACGUAAACAGGGAACUACUAACAUCGGCAAUAAGCAUGAUAGCCAUUUACCUCAUAGUCUUGUUGCAGUUCAAGAUUUCAUUGCCCAAGGAGAUUUCUAGUUCUUAAAAUUAUACACCACCCUAAUUAUUUAAAGAUUUGAUAGCUUAUUUAUUAUUUUCUAGCAUCACCAUUAGUGUAGAUGUCCUUAUAACUCACAAAACCACAAAUCCCGGCCUUAUAUAGUAUUUUUUAAUACGCAAUUUAAAUAAUUUAAUAAAUUGAUGAUUAUAUAACAAUAUGGAGUUUUAGCAGAAUUAAUAUAUGAAUAUUAAAAAUAAAUGUGCGAGUU